AUGGAGUACAACAGGAGCGGGCUCUGGGGCAGGGGCUCCUCUUCCAGAGGCCCGGAGGAGCCGGUGGUGGUGCUGCCCGUCUUCUCGGCUGCCGCUCAGGUCCGGGUGGGGCUCACCCUGCUGCUGUGCGUGAUCUCGGCCUCCUGCAACCUGGCCCUGCUGUGGAGCGGCUGGCGCAGCAGCAGGCCAGCAGCCAAGGGCUCCCACGCACGCCUCCUGCUCCUGCACCUGGCGGUGGCCGACCUGCUGGUGGCCUUGGUGGUGAUGCCCCUGGACGCGGCCUGGAACAUCACGCUGCAGUGGCAGGCUGGGGACGUGGCCUGCCGGCUCCUCAUGUUCCUGAAGCUGCUGGCCAUGUACGCCUCGGCCUUUGUCACCACUCUGAUCAGCCUGGACUGCCAGGCGGCCAUCUUGCAGCCCCUGGCCACUGCCCGGGCCUGGCGCAGGAACCAGGUCUUGCUCUACGGGGCCUGGCUGAUGAGCGCCAGCCUCUCCACUCCACAGCUGUUCCUGUUCCACACGGUCACCAUCCGCUCCCCCCAGAACUUCACCCAGUGCACCACCCAAGGCUCCUUCGCCCGGCACUGGCACGAGGUGGCCUACAACAUGUUCGGGUUCCUGGGCCUCUUCCUGCUCCCGCUGCUGGUCAUGAGUGCUUGCUACACCCGGGUCCUCUUGGAGAUUUCACGGCACGUCAGCUCCUGCAACCACUGGUCUGCCCAAGAGAUGCCCCUGCGCCGCUCGCGCAACCCCAUCCCCAGGGCGCGUCUCCGCCUGCUGCACCUCAGCCUGGCCAUCGUCGGCUCCUUCGUGCUCUGCUGGACCCCUUACUACCUGCUGGGCCUGUGGUACUGGUUCUGGCCAGAGGGCAUGGAGAGGGCAGUGAGCCCCUCGCUGGCACACAUCCUCUUCCUCUUCGGCUUGCUCAACGCCUGCCUGGACCCCAUCACCUACCGCCUCUUCGCUGGGGGCUGGCAGGGCGGGUGCUGCAGGGCAGCCGGGCGAGGGAAGCAGCUGCCUUCCCCCAUCACCGGCUCCUUCCAGGGCUCCGUGUCUUCUGCUCGCCCCCAGAGAGAGGGCAGGCUGCUCCCCUCUGACACAGCAGAGAUGGCCCUGGGCCCGGGCUCAAGGCCCCUCCUGAGGACCUCUGCAGGCCCGACGGGCAGCCCUUGCCGCCAGCUGAGUGGGAAGGCUGCCCAAACCUCCCAUUUCUCCCUGAAAGACACCCUCCUCCGCCUCAUUUCAGCCCAGGAUGCAGGAAGCCCCCGCUGGGCCUCCCCCGGGGCCCCCCAAGAGAUGCCUCAUCAGCCCCCCGGCUGUUCUGAGGGCUCCCCAGAAGGACGGAAUUGCCUUGGCACAGGGUUGGUGGCCCCUCCACUCUUCUCGGGCCCCGCCCUGGCCGUGGCCAGACACACCCAGGGCGAAGGGUACUGCUCUCUCCCUGGAUUUGAGGCAGACUUGAGGCAGUCGUCCCUGGAUCAGGGCUUCAGGCCAGUCAUGAGGCUGGUUGCCAUCUGCUUUGCCAAUGGCGAGGUGACGCUAGAAAGUGGGGACCCUCAUGGGGCUACCCGAGGGGGCAUGGACCCACUUUCUAAACGAGGUUGA
Messenger RNA from Pseudonaja textilis, 1605 nucleotides. Its product is annotated as gonadotropin-releasing hormone II receptor-like. Gene Ontology annotation, molecular function: peptide binding; G protein-coupled receptor activity; protein-hormone receptor activity. Gene Ontology annotation, biological process: cellular response to hormone stimulus; G protein-coupled receptor signaling pathway. Gene Ontology annotation, cellular component: plasma membrane. Lineage: Eukaryota; Metazoa; Chordata; Lepidosauria; Squamata; Elapidae. The record is from RefSeq and is a predicted model, not a curated record.